UAUGUGUGUGUGUGAGUGUGUGUGAGUGUGUGCGUGUGUCUGUAUGAGUGAGUGAGGGAGCGUGUGUGCCUGUAUGUGUAUACUGUUGACCAGAUGGUUUACUGCGUAGGGCUAGUCACUGUGUGCUAUGUGUGUCUGCACGUUUCUAUCAUCUCAUGUCAAAGGUCUGUUACCCGAACACCUCUCUCAUCAACUAAAUUUCUUUCUAAAUAAUUGGAAGGACUAUGAAGGCUAGGAGUUUCCGGAAUGUUUAUAACUUGUGAAAAAACAGGCUAUUCACCUUGUUUUCUGUGGCAGCUGCGGUCAGAAGAGAUUAAGGGGGAUUCGCAUCUGAAGGAUUCCUUGUGUUUACACUGAGAGGGAAAAAGGCUGCAGAGAGAGUUUUGGCAUGUGGAUACUUUCCUCUGUCCUCAUUCCUGGGCUGUUUUAUGGAGUUUGGAGCUUGCAAAACUUUGAUUUUUUUGCCAGGACAUUUGCACCAUUCUAAGGAAGCAAAGGAUAACAGCAGUACUGACAGGGAUGUCUUCCAAGCGACCAGCCUCUCCAUAUGGGGAAGCAGAUGGGGGGGUAGCCAUGGUGACAAGCAGACAGAAAGUAGAAGAGGAAGAGUGUGACGGGUUCCCAGCCUUUCACCUUGCCAUGCACUCGAGUUUUGCCAAAAACCCUCACUCGGAGGACUUUCAGACAGUUUCCUCUCUGACGCAGGAAAGCUGUGGCCACAGCAGCAGCCCGACUUCUCUGCAAAACUCAAUGGAAUUCGAUGGCAGUAAGACUAUGUCUUCAUUUGCCAUACACAACUCAUCUACCUCACCACUGAAGACAGAUGAAAAUGGCCGCCUGACCAAUGAGAUGGGACCUGGUGCGAUGUUGGGAACACCAGAAAGACGCAAAGGUAGUCUUGCCGAUGUAGUGGAUACUCUAAAGCAACGCAAAAUGGAGGAACUUAUCAAGAGUGAGCCUGAUGAAACCCCCAGUAUUGAAAGGCUAUUAUCGAAAGACUGGAAAGACAAGCUACUAGCUAUGGGAUCAGGGAACUAUGGAGAAAUUAAAGAUGUACUGCCUCCCUCUGGUGAAAACACCUGGUUAGAGCUGACCCACUGCUACAGAAGGACAAUUCCCAUCUGCAACACCGGUGAUUCCAGCCUGGAUAGUGAAAAAGGGACCCCAGAAAGCCUAGCGGAAAAGGAGAGGCAGCUAAUGGGUAUGAUCAACCAGCUGACCAAUCUGCGGGAGCAGCUGCUGGCAGCUUGUGACGAGCAGAAGAAACUGGCAGCAUCGCAGAUCGAGAAGCAACGACAGCAAAUGGAACUAGCCAAGCAACAGCAAGAACAGAUUGCAAGACAACAGCAGCAACUUCUGCAGCAACAACACAAAAUCAACCUCCUUCAGCAGCAGAUCCAGCAGGUUCAAGGCCAACUUCCUCCAUUAAUGAUACCCGUGUUCCCUCCAGACCAACGAGCCCUGGCAGCAGCAGCAGCCCAGCAAGGGUUCCUCCUCCCACCUGGAUUCAACUACAAAGCUGGAUGUGGUGACCCUUACCCUGUUCAGGUGAUCCCGACUACCAUGGCAGCUGCUGCCGCAGCAACACCAGGUCUCAACCCUCUCCAACUACAGCAGCUGUAUGCAGCUCAACUCGCAGCAAUGCAGGUUUCACCAGGAGCCAAGAUGCCAGGCAUUCCCCAGGGUACCCUUGGCAAUACACUUUCUCCGACAAGUAUACCAUCAGAGAAAGUCAGAAGCACACCUCCACCCAAGAGCAAGGAUGAUGUGACACAACCUCUGAACCUUUCAGCAAAACCCAAGAGUUCCGACAGUAAGUCCCCCACGUCUCCCAUCUCUCCUCAAGCGCCAUCACUGAAAAUGAAUUCAGGCACAGGUGCUGUUAAAACUUCUAUCUCGACUACACUAGCAAGUCCUCCGGCCAGGCUCAGCUCAAUAGAUAUCCUUUCCUCCAUCACAUCAUCAGGUUAUCUCAAUGAUCAUGACGCUGUUGCAAAAGCGUUACAGGAGGCACGGCAUCUUCGGAGGGAACAGCAGGUGCUAGAUGGGAAGGUGGCGAUGGUGAACAGUCUGAGCCUAAAUAACUGCAGGACAGAAAAGGAGAAAUCUGCACUGGACAGCUUAAGCCAACAGCUGACAGUGAAACCCAAUGACGAUAGCAAGUUCAGCCACUCCAUGAUGGAUUUCAAUCUGAGUGGGGAUUCAGAUGGAAGUGCCGGUGUGUCAGAGUCAAGAAUAUACAGAGAGACUCGUGGUCGAGGCAGCAGUGAACCCCAUAUCAAACGUCCAAUGAAUGCCUUCAUGGUAUGGGCAAAAGAUGAGAGAAGGAAGAUUCUUCAGGCCUUCCCUGAUAUGCACAAUUCCAACAUCAGUAAGAUACUUGGGUCUCGUUGGAAAGCCAUGACAAAUUUAGAAAAGCAGCCUUACUACGAGGAACAAGCCAGGCUUAGCAAACAACACCUAGAGAAGUAUCCAGACUACAAGUACAAGCCUAGGCCAAAGAGGACAUGCCUCGUGGAUGGCAAGAAACUGAGGAUUGGGGAAUAUAAAGCAAUUAUGCGUAACAGGCGUCAGGAGAUGAGACAGUAUUUCAGUGUUGGGCAGCAAGGACAGAUCCCUAUAGCAACAGCAGGAGUUGUAUAUCCAGGAGCAAUUGCCAUGGCGGGAAUGCCUUCACCGCAGAUCCCAUCAGAGCACUCAAGCAUGUCCAGCAGUCCAGAGCCUGGGAUGCCGGUCAUCCAGAGCACUUAUGGUAUCAAGAGCGAAGAGCCACGUAUCAAGGAAGAGGGACAGGUAGAGGAUCUAAAUGGAGAAAUAUAUGAUGAAUUCGAUGAGGAUGAGGAUGACCCCGAUGUGGACUAUGGCAGUGACAGUGAAAAUCACAUUGUGGGGCAUGGCAAUUGAGCACUGGCAUGAUUACUAUCACAUGGAACUUCACAAGCCCCAGCUGGUUAGAUUUUACCAGUGGACAAGCACAUGGACAUUCAGAUACACUGACUGUUACUUUAAGUUGUAGUCUUAAAAACUAGUCAGGAUUUGAACUGACUACUAGACCUCGGCCUUCAUUAAAGGCUUAAAAAAAAGAAAGAGAGAAAUAAGCUAUGGGUAAAAUGAUGCCAGUAAUUCAGCUGCUGUACCCAGGCACUGAAGUCUUACCCUAUGACAUUUUUGAAAAAAAAAAAAGAACUCUAUGGCUGUUUGUUCUACAAUGUUCUAGAAAAUUCUCACUCAGGUACACAGUGCCAACAAGUGGCUUGUGAAUGUGUUUUGUUGUUUUGUGCUACAAUUUAAUAAAAACAUGUACUUUCAGGGUGGGGUAAUGCACCUGAUAUAAACAUUUAAACAUGUUUUCCCCACCACAUCUCCCUCACAUUUUUUGAGGGGGUAUAUUUUCCUUAAUUCUGACAUGCUGUCGCUACCCUUCCUAAGAGACAUUUUCAUUUAUUACACAUCACACUGCAUCCUUUUAGCAAGUGCCAAACUUGUACUGAAGUGUUAAAAUAGUUUGCAUUGUUCCUUAUGUCUUAAUUUAGGAUGGUAUUGUGUCUUAGACAAUCCCAUUUUAACCUGAUAUACCAGCAGUUGGUGAGUGUUUUUUAAACAGAAACUGAAGGUGCAGUUCUCAGGUGAAAGACAGAGACAGAGAGAAAAACAUAAGAAAUCAGAUUAAAUAAGAAAUUAUUUUAUAGCUAUGUGUAUAUGUGUAUGUGUGUAUGCGCGUGUGCUGAGUAUCUGUGGACACUAUAUGCAUCUGUGUGCAUGUGUGCUGAGUGUCUAUGGACACUGUAUGUGUCUGUGUGCAUGUGUGUGUGUGUGUGUGUGUGCGCCGAGUGUCUAUGGACACUGCAUUUGUGUGCAUGUAUGCCUGUGAUUAAGGUCUACGGUACUAAUAAUAUGUUGGACCAUUAAUAAUAACUUGUAGAGGAUAAUAAUCUUCCUCUAAUUCUUAUCAGUACAGCUGUUCUCUGGGAGGCCUUUCCUUCUUGUGUACCUUUAAAACAAUACAUUUUUGUUUGGGUGUUCCUUUGUCCAUUCUGUAAAGUAGCUUGCAGUUUUGGUUGCUGCUUACAGCAGGCAACUGUCUUGCAUCAAAUUGCCAGUUGCAUUACUGCAUAAUGCCAUAGCAUACUACAGUGUUGGGAUGUAUAGGCUUUUUAACAUUAACACCUUCAAGGACACAUCUGUAUAAUUUAAAACAACCUUUUUGUACAGGCAUAACAACUUCAACUUGAUAUUCUGUGCACUGCUUUGGGUUUUCAUGCUGUUUGAGGACAACAGUAUAGAUGAAGGUCUGAAGGAAAAUAAAAAAGUGGCUUUGUUUUCAUCUGCCUUGUGCUGUAAAGCAGCACUUACAGAUGCCUAGUAAGAUACUGGAAAUUGCAGUCACUUUUGGGUACCUUGCUUGGAAAGCUGACAUGAGCAGUGGCUUGUUGAGAUGCCACAUUGCUGCACUCCCUUGUAUCAGGUGUUGUUUAGAAUCAGAGGAUAUCCCACUACCAGGCACCAGUUAGGAGGUUGGAUGGGUUUAUCCCCAGCAAUUUUUUUUCAGUUUUUCUCUCUAAAACUGAAAAGUAAAGUUUUUGUCAACAGCUUGCUCGGGUGUUCUGCUUGGAGUAGCUGAUCAUAUCCUGCAUGUCAGUGUUUUUGUUUGUAUUUGAUGACUGUACUUUUACAAUUCAACUGCCUCUUCUUGCUAGUGUUGUAAUGCUAAUAAUUAUAAUAUUAUUAAUAAUAAUGGUAAUGGUCAGCUGUUCCGAGGUUAGUAAGUUAUGUAUAAUUUAUUUUUUCUUUUUAAUAUUUUUGUUCUUAUUUGCAAUGCAGCAGACUGUAUCUGAUAAGCAUUUAAACCUUGAUAAGCCUUGCAUUUAGUUAUUUCCAUUUCUUUUUUGUUUUGUUUUGUUUUUUGGUCUUAGUUACACAUGUCAUAUUAUGUUGCUUAUGCAGAAGGAAAGUAAUAACAGGAUUUUCUUGUACAUUAAUUGAGACCAUUCUGUCAUUGCUGAUGUUUCUUAUUUAAUUACCACAGACAUUUAGAGCUGAUUUCCUGAAGCACUCUAUAUGGACAGAAAUAAUUGUUUUUUGUAUCAUUUUUACAUACAAUGUGAAAAACGGCAGUUUUUUAUUUUUUUAUUUUGUUCCCAUUCUGUGAACAAAUUAUUUCUGACUCAUGUGAGUUGGCCUCACAUUUGCUUAAUGCUUCAUUUCCACCAAUUUUUUAAGGCGCUUUGUUUAUUUAUGUGACUCUAGUAUAUAAGGGUACUUUGUUUUAGCUCCAAGGUGGUGUUGCCAUGGCUGGCGCAAUGGGAACAAUUUAUGCAUAAUAUUUAUGAGUUUUAAAAUGAUUUUAGUUUGUACAGAAUACAUAAUUCAUCUAUGACAGCAUUUUCCAGCUGAAUGAAAAGUGCUACUUAAACCAUGUUUUAUAAAAUGACUAUCAGAUGUUCCUCAGAUUUAAAAUCAAAGUCCCUUUUUAUUGUAAGACUUUUUUUAAGGCAGACACCUAACUGCAUUUAUUUUAUUAUUUUAUACCUGUCCACUUUAUAGGAAGACCUUUCCCAUUUGUUUUCAUUUAAUUUACAGGGUUAGAUUCACAUCAACAAUAUAGGGCUUGCUUCAGCUUGUGUGUUAAACUAAUUUGGUCUCACCAGUUUUAGUUACAUCAGUAUAUUUGCUUACAUAAAUUCUCUUUGUUUACCACAUUAUGAGCUAUAGAUCUGUCAGUAGCUCUGAAAAGUACUUGCCUUUACUCAGUACCCUAGCUCAGAAUAUAUUAUUCAAACUGCAGUUAUAAACAGAUAAGGUGGAUAAAUUUGUUUGUGGCAGACUCGUGCUUCAGAAGGCAACUGUGGGCAAAUUACAUUUCACUGAAAAUGACUUCUGUGAUUGUGACCUUUUCUCCUAAGAUGACAUGACCUUGGAGGUAAUUACCAGCAGUGUCUCAUAGGUCUCUGUAAUAGGGCUACAUUUUAAAUUAUUCUUAUUAAUUUGAGAAAGAUUGUGCAGGUGUCUUCACCAUGUGUGUGUGGAGUAUGGGUGUGGAGUGGUCCUCACCACCUCUGUGUGGUGUAUGGAGAUACCCUCUAUCACUUCCCUGUGGCUUGUAAUUUCAGUAGUUGUGAUCAACAGAAUUCAUAGAAGUGUCCUGUUGAUGGAAGAUGACUUCAUGAUGUCUGCCACAUCCAUUUUAUAUUCUUUCAGGAUCAUUCACAAUCUUAUGUAACAGAACUGGAGGUACUACUCAUAAAAGGCAGGUGACUAUAGAGAUUUGGAUUUUUCAGGGUUGCGUCAUCUGAAAGAGUAUUAACACUUUUUUUCUGAUUUUUUUUCCCCACUAGACUGUGGGCAGUAGUAACAUUAGCACAUAAUGCUCAGGCCUGAAACAAUGGGGUAGGCCAUUGCCUAUAUCUACUUCCAUCCUGCCACCUUGACUUGGAAUACAGCUUCAGUUAAAUAUUUUCAUUA
Molecule: messenger RNA, 6462 nt
Organism: Protopterus annectens (West African lungfish)
Lineage: Eukaryota; Metazoa; Chordata; Ceratodontiformes; Protopteridae
Gene: SOX5
Product: SRY-box transcription factor 5
Exons: 16
Coding region: 520-2904 (794 amino acids)
Biological process (GO): positive regulation of chondrocyte differentiation; cell fate commitment; regulation of transcription by RNA polymerase II
Cellular component (GO): nucleus
Molecular function (GO): RNA polymerase II cis-regulatory region sequence-specific DNA binding; DNA-binding transcription factor activity, RNA polymerase II-specific
Source: RefSeq, a predicted model, not a curated record